AUGAAAGAUGGCUCGGAUAAGUCAAGAAAUAAAGAACAUAAACUCAGAGAUGGAACUACGAGUAAAUGCCAUUUCCACAGGAGUGCGCCCUCACAGGUACAGAAUAAUUGGAUAGGACCCCCUGAUAAGCUGUCUAACAUCCGAACAGUGAAAUAUGGCAUUCCAGAAAAUGAAAGUAAAGUCAAAAAAGAAUACAGACUGAUGCGAGAAGAAACCGACAAGUUUAAUCAUCUGUUUUGGACUGAACACAAUGCAGCAUUCAUCAAAGCCAAAGAAAUCUUUAUUGAAAGUAAAUUGGAUGGAUCCGGUGAUAAGUUAGUUGAUGAAGAUGGAACCAAACACGUUUUAACUGCAGAAGAAAUGGCUGAAUUCUAUAGAGAUUUUUUGAAUUGCCGUCAUCAGGAACUGAAAGACUACAACAGAGAGUGGUAUAAACGAAAUCUCCAAAUGUUAUGGCCAGCGAUUAAAGCUAAUAUUCACAGUUGGUUUGCCAAGAAAUGA
Molecule: messenger RNA, 501 nt
Organism: Saccoglossus kowalevskii
Lineage: Eukaryota; Metazoa; Hemichordata; Enteropneusta; Harrimaniidae
Product: COA8 family protein Y39B6A.34, mitochondrial-like
Source: RefSeq, a predicted model, not a curated record